Messenger RNA from Ylistrum balloti, 1654 nucleotides. RefSeq names its product integrin beta-3-like. Gene Ontology annotation, biological process: cell migration; cell-matrix adhesion; integrin-mediated signaling pathway. Bases 46 to 1047 code for a protein of 333 amino acids. Gene Ontology annotation, cellular component: focal adhesion; cell surface; integrin complex. Gene Ontology annotation, molecular function: integrin binding. NCBI's taxonomy places the organism in Eukaryota, Metazoa, Mollusca, Bivalvia, Pectinida, Pectinidae. The transcript has 10 exons. The record is from RefSeq and is a predicted model, not a curated record.
AUUUCAUUCUUCCCUAAAAUCGUCCAUAAACUGAAACCGGAAGUGAUGGGUUUGUGCCGAAUGACAUGUUGGAUAGUAAUUGUUGUGUUUGGAGUUGUAGGUCAUCUGGCCUUGACUCAGACACCUCCCUGUCACGGACACGGUGCCCUUAAGAUGGGUAUGUGCGUUUGUGAUGAAGGUUAUAUUGGUGUUAACUGCUCCUCAAGAGAGAUAGACCAAUGCAUAGCUCCGGGAGAUAAUUCCGUCUGUUCAGGACACGGGGAUUGUAUAGAUGGAAUAUGCCUUUGUCAGUCCAGAGGUGAUGAUUUACAUAGAUUUUCGGGUACGUACUGUGAAUGUGAUGACCACAGCUGUCCAUACUUUGACGAUGAAGUUUGCGGGGGAGACGACAGGGGCUGGUGUGAGUGUGGAACAUGUCGAUGUAAUAAUGGAUUCACGGGCGAUGACUGCUCCUGCACUACCGCCACAGACAGAUGUAUGGCUGACGACGGGUCUAUUUGUAGUGGAAACGGCAACUGUCGCUGUAAUGAAUGUGUGUGUAUAAAUGGCUACGGCGGACAGACAUGUAGUGAUAUGAAAGAGGUGGAACGGAAACAAACUCCAUCCAAGUCCUUCAUGUCGGAUUCUACAGAUAUGUGUAAUCUAUGGAUUCCAUGUGUUCUUUGUGUGGGUUUCAAUACUGGCGAUAAAGAUGCUGAGGAAUGUGAAGAAGAUUGCAGCAUAAAUAGAAUAGAAGUGGUAGAGACAUUACCAGACACACCAGGCAACAGUGUUUGUGAACACAAAGAUACAGACCAAUGCACUGUCACUUUCUCGCACACUGAUGAGUCAUUUUACGCCAUGUCUGUAUUCGUUCAGUCACACAAAGAAUGCCCUGCGCCUAUACCUACACCGGAAGCGGAAGUAAUGAAAGCUGACCAGUUAUCGGACGAUACAAACAAUGAUGAAGAUAAUGACAAUUCAAAUGGCUCGUGUCAACUUCACAACACGUGUCAUUUCCUAUAUCUCAUCUGUCUACUGUCUACAGUAUCUUUCCUAUUGUCAUAAAUUUUGAAUAAUUUGAAACACAAUUUUUAAAAGUAAAGUUUUGUAUUUAAUUUUCAACAUGUAGGUGAGAAUAUUCCUAAAGAGGCAUUCUUAAAUGACGUCGAUAUAUGUCAUAUGUAGCAUCAUGUAAAUAUGAUUACUUUUGGAUCCCUCGGUCAAGACAAAAGAACAGUCCUGAAAAAGCAAGACAUAGAUUUAUUCCAUUCUAUGACUAUCAUAUUCUGUAGCAAACUUUCGUUGGAAACGAAAUAGAGAACAAGAUUUUACAGAAUGUCAGACGGAAUAUGACAUUUGUUGUAACAGACGCUUCACUUCUUCGUAUAUGUACAUGAAUAAUUUUAUACUCUUCAAUUAGAAUCAAUCACCAUCCCUAAUAGCGAUGAACUACCGCAAGACAAACUACACUAAAACCCAUUUACUAUAUAUAGUCCUGUCUUAAUUUCCACAGCAAACUGAUGUUGAUCGGGAAAUUCGUAAUGAAUAAUUUGUACGCGAUAAAAGUGGAUCAAUAGAAGAGGAGCAGAAUCAUCGCAUUUGCUUAGGACUUGAUUUAUAAGUAAAAUGUCCUAUCAGAAAUAUAAGGUAAAGAUAUUUAUCUAUUCGAAAG